AAGUGCUCGUGGUUGUACAGGAAGUGAUCCAUUGCGCAUGUCCAAACGGUCGCGGCAGAUUUGGCGUUUGGUUUGAAUGGGUUAGCGCAAACAAACACGAGAGAAAUAACAAAUAAUAUUAUGUAGCGAAAAAUGGCCGACUUAUCUAACCUUACGGGGUUAGUCUCCGAACCGUCCGGAGAAAUAGACACCUCCGUCUCCUCUGCGAGCAACAGAAGUUUGCGUUUGGCAGAAAAAGAAAAAAGAAAAGCUGAGGCGGAUCCCUUUGGUCUCGCGGUGAAGUAUCUGUCUCAGGUGGAAGCUGGCACAGUAGUCAGAGGGAAUGAUGAGCUGGAGAGGAAUUUGGUGGUGGUGGAGACAGUGGCUCUCAGUAAGGGUCUUCCUCCGGAGGUAAUCACAGUGCUUCUGGACAUGGCUUUAAGCCUCAAUGCAGGAACUGCGAACUGUACCCGGGUGCUGAAGUUUCUAAUACCUGCCACAGUGGUGCCACAGGAGGCCAUUGUGAAGGGGGUGUCGUGGCUAUGUGUAGGAAAAAUGCCAAUGAAUGCACAGGUUCUCUUUGUCCGCUGGGUACUUACUGUUUUUGACCUGAUUGACUGCAAAGACAACUUGAGAUCCAUUUAUGGCUUCAUUUUCAGCUUUGUGAUGGAAGAAAAUCUGUGCCCUUUUAUUUGCCACUUGUUGUACCUUUUAACUAUGCGGGAACAUGUUCACCCAUACAGAGUCAGGAAACUUUUGGAUAUUCAAGCCAAAAUGGGCAGGCAACCAUUUCUCACACAACUUCUGGCACUCUACAAAGUGUUCCGCCCAGACUUAGUGACGCUUUCUCUUCCAUCAAGAGCAAGGACUGGAUUCAAGAAUCACAACUCCACCUGGAAAGUGGCUCUGAGUGCUGUGCAGAGAAAAAACAAGAAUGCAGUUUUAGUUGACCAGAGCCUAAGCCUAGAUGUGAAAGAGAAGCCAUCUUCCAGAAAGAGGAAACUACAUCAUCUAGCGAUACCUCCCUUGAGCUCAGCGUUCGACAGCAACUCCAGCAAGAAGGUGUUCCGUCUGCAGGAGCUUCAAUCCUUCAGAGAGCUACUGGAGAACAUUCAUAAUAUAGAGCUGCCUGCCCAGAUGGGUUCGCUGCUGGGAUCAGCGCUGGCUCUGCACUACCUGGACUGUGUACAGGAUGAAUCUGCCUUCCUGCGCCUUAACUUUUGGCUUGGACACUCAUUACAAGAGGAGUUUUUACUAUGUCCUGUGGAUGGGAGUUCUGACAACACUUCUGAAGCCUGUCGUUUUCUGAGCACCGUCCUCUUCUCACAGCAGUUCCUGCAGGAGGGAUUCUCCAGCACAGAGAGUUUUCUUUAUAAGUUCCUGAGAGUAUGGGAUGGCUCUCUGCUCCGGCCGCAGAUCCUGGAUCUUCUCAGUGACAUUCCAUUGAUGCCCAGCUUUUACGUGCAUAAACUUCUCUUCGAGCCACUGAAGCAACUUUAUUUUACCUCCACUGUAUUUUUCAAGUGUAGUGUCAUCGAGUGUCUGAAUAGCAUGCUGGUGAAGUGGCUGACAUGGCACUCCGUCAGCGCAUCGGAUGGUGGUUUGGACAUCAGUCUUAACAGCAACAGCACCAUGACUAUGACCUUGUCUGGCUUCAUGGACUCCGUUAUGGAGCUGGUACACUUUGUGGGAGUGCUGGCGUCUGAGGGACUCCGUCUGGAGAACUGCCACAUUCUUCUGCUCAACCAGUCCCUUGCCUUCUAUGAGACGGUGUGUGACAUGUUUGUGAAGUACAGCUUGCCUCUGAUCAUCAUGCCUCCGGCUGGGGUGUUCUACCCAGCUCUAUUUGCCACAGACUCUAUCAGUGUGGAUCGGCUCGGCUACAUCAUGUACAGAUACCGGAAGAAUCUGACCUUGGCUAAGAAACAAGAGCAGCAGAGAGAGAAAACCCCCCACAUUAGCAGAAACACAUACAAGGAGUUUAAUCGAAACCUUCAAGCCAUGGUGAACUCCAUGUGGAACUCUUGGUGGUGCAUCCCCGGUUCAGACCUUGAGAUCGACAAGGAACUAAUUGCUCUGAGCAAAGUAGCAGAACCCUGGUGCCGCUUCGACCUCAUCCACCACCCGGCACUUUUCAGCUACGCCAUCGAAUUUCAUCAGAGGUGUUGGCCGGAGAGGAAGGAUGUGGAUAUUGGUUCCAUAAAGACCGGCAAGUACUGGAACUGGUAUAUGGAGUUUCUCUUUAAUCAAGGUUUUGAUGGCCUCAAAAACUUUAUUCAGACCAACACUGGCACGGCUCCUCAUUGAGCUGUCAAGAUGACAGGCAGGCUGUGAGUCAGACGUGAUGCUGUCAGGAAGUCCAGGUGUCAGGGGAUUCAUAAAACGUGUAUAUAUUUUUAUAAUCCUCCUCAGUAAGAGGGCCACUUGCAUAACUGUAAAUACCAAAUGUACAUUUCAAGCCAUUUCGUUAGUUUUCAUUCUUUUCUAGUGUUAUGUAUAUUUUUUUGCAUUUUAUCUUUUGUGCACUCAAAACAAACUAAAACAUUGUGGUAAACCUUUAAUAUUUGAAGAAAAAACAUGAUUAUGACUGCUUUAACUGCCAUUUAAAAUACAAUUUCCAUUAUUUAUAUGUCAAAGACUGAUGAAUAGUCUUAUUAUUCCUAUAAACCAUAUGUGGCUAUGUAUCUUUGACCGGUCUCAAUUAAAUAAAUCCUUUGCUCUCAGA
This is a messenger RNA of Ctenopharyngodon idella (grass carp), 2704 nucleotides long. RefSeq names its product centromere protein I (gene cenpi). The transcript is spliced from 20 exons. Lineage: Eukaryota; Metazoa; Chordata; Actinopteri; Cypriniformes; Xenocyprididae. The coding region runs from base 133 to 2286 and encodes 717 amino acids. Gene Ontology annotation, cellular component: kinetochore. The record is from RefSeq and is a predicted model, not a curated record.